AUGGAUCAUGAAAAACCUGAAGCGGUGAUUCCACCGCAAAUAUUCGAAUUCGAUAUCGAUCACACUCGAAGUCGGACAAGUCCAGAUGCAGAGCCCAAUUACCCUGAAGACCGUCGGGAACGCCGAGGGGAGAGUUUAUGGAGAACACUUGGUGAACGGCACAUUAACAUGAUAGCGUUUUCUGGGACAAUUGGAAAUGGACUUUUUCUUGGUAGUGGUCGAUCUCUUGCUGGAGCUGGGCCAGGCGGCGCCGUCAUGGCGUACAUUAUUAUGGGAACAGUGGUUUCGUCUGUUAUAUCUUGCUUAGGUGAAAUGACUGCUCUUAUGCCUGUCAAUGCCCCAGUCGUGGAGUUUCCUCGAAGAUUCUUAGAUCGCGGCGUUGGGUUUGCUGUUGGGUGGAUGUAUUGGUUUGCAUGGGCUGUCACUGCCGCAGAAGAACUAGUUGCUGUUUCUGGAACUCUUGGAUUUCAUUAUGAUGAUGGAAGAACAUUUCUAGCUUGGAAAAUUGGGGAAAGUGUCGACCCUGCUGUUUGGAUUGGAUUGUUCCUAAUAAUUGUUACUGCUAUCAAUAUGUUUCCUGUCAAAUAUUUUGGAGAAUUAGAGUAUGCUUUCGGUUGCAUCAAGAUCAUCUUUAUCACAAUGGUCAUUGUUUUGAUGCUUAUUCUUGACACUAAGCAACCUAGUUCAGAUGCUUAUUAUACAUCACCCCCAAACUCUAAAUAUUGGUGUCAUCCGUGGGGAUUUUUCAACCACGCCUACUCCGUUCGAGAUGAAGAAGGAAACCUGCAGCGAAAAAUUGAAGGCCCCGCUGGCUCAUUCCUUGGGAUGUGGACAACUAUCAUUAACGUAAUCUUCUCAUAUACUGGAAUGGAUAUUGUAGCAGCAACUGCCGCAGAGUCAAAAUCGCUUGCUAAUGCUGAGAGCAUGAAAAUGGCCGCAAGAAAGAUUUCCAUUCGUAUCGUCACUCUCUACACCAUGGCUAUGAUUACAGCAUCUUUUAUAGUGCCAUAUACUCAUCCUUUCAUCAAUGGAAAGGGGCAAUCGGUUGGCGCGCACUCCAUUUUUGUUAUCGCAGUCGUCGAAGCGGGACUACCAGCUCUGGCCCAUUUCUUCAACGCCAUCUUCGCUUUUGCAUCCUUUACUUGCGCCAUCAAUUCUAUGUAUGUGGCAUCGAGAGUCUUACAUACUUUGGCUUUACAGGAUCAGGCGGGACCGGAAUUUAUUGCUAGGAGAUUAAGGCAAACUAGAUCGGGGGUUCCAAUCAGAGCGGUAUUAGUAACGGCUGCUAUGGCUCUGGUGGCUUUCAUGGGUAGGACUGGCACAACUGCAAUUCGACUAAGUGAAUUGGCAUCAAACUGCACUUCUUCGAUUCUUAUCGUCUACGCCACGAUUUGUGCUACUUAUCUCGGAUUUUUUCGGACGCUCGAAGAUACCAAACUCUAUGGAAAUGCAUCGGAAAGGCAAGCAGCACAUUAUGACCGCGAUCAUCCCCGUUACCCAUACAAAUCACACGGUCAAUGGCUUAAAGGGUUUUACGGUAUGGCUGCAUGUAUUAUUCUCGUUACUUUUAACGGUGUUUCUGCAUUCCUUGAAAGACCUUUUGAUGUUAGAAGAUUCAUUGCGAGUUAUGUAUCUAUCCCGGUGUUUAUUCUUCUGAUUAUAGGCUAUAAAAUUAAUAAACAUGGACUGAAAAUACGAAAUUGGGGCCCGGAAAGAUCAAAUGAUUUGAGGAACACGAUCCAAGCAGCGAGUGAGAAGAGAAAGGGAAGACUAGAGUUUCCGGAUGAGGGAAUUAGUAUGGAGAAUUUCAAGACGUGGGCGCAUUGGAUGUGGGUAUGGACAAGAUAG
Messenger RNA from Botrytis sinoallii, 1848 nucleotides. RefSeq lists its product as uncharacterized. Gene Ontology annotation, cellular component: membrane. The transcript has 12 exons. The record is from RefSeq and is a predicted model, not a curated record. NCBI's taxonomy places the organism in Eukaryota, Fungi, Ascomycota, Leotiomycetes, Helotiales, Sclerotiniaceae. Gene Ontology annotation, biological process: amino acid transmembrane transport. Gene Ontology annotation, molecular function: amino acid transmembrane transporter activity. The coding region runs from base 1 to 1848 and encodes 615 amino acids.